Messenger RNA from Penicillium paradoxum, 2262 nucleotides. RefSeq lists its product as uncharacterized. The coding region runs from base 1 to 2262 and encodes 753 amino acids. Lineage: Eukaryota; Fungi; Ascomycota; Eurotiomycetes; Eurotiales; Aspergillaceae. The transcript is spliced from 8 exons. Gene Ontology annotation, biological process: transmembrane transport. The record is from RefSeq and is a predicted model, not a curated record.
AUGCAGCAUCUUCAUGUCCUCUCUUUGUUUUUAUCGAUGUCCCAUUUUACAACACUGGCCUCUACAGCUUACACAAAUUCCUCGGCGGACCGAGAGCCUGUAGAGGCUGAUCCUAGUUCACUGCCAUCGGACCUCAUUCUCCAGCGCAAUGCUCAGAUAGCCUCUCGGCUCGCUGCGGGACCAGUCCAUGGCGUGAAAAAGAUGAGCGACGACGAAGGCGAAAAAUUCUUUCUCGACUACUGGAGUUUCAUGGAUACCACUGCCUCGGGGAAUUUAUCAGAGAGAAGCUAUUCUGACGAAGAUGCCUUCUCUCCUGCGCGCUUCAUGGCCCAAUCAUACCCUUUUGAUCCAUCAUAUUCCUCAUUCUCUGAUAACCCAGAUUUGUUUCCCCGGAAGAGCGGUGACAGUGAAACAAGUCAUCUCGAGGCCCGGAACUUCAAAUGCCCCGCUGGAACAUCGGCAUGCCUAUCUAUAGGCCGAUCUGACCGCUGCUGUGGGUCUGAGGAGACGUGCCAGCUUGUCGUAGACACAGGGCAUGGCAAUGUGGGUUGCUGUCCUAGCUGGAAAAAAUGCUCUGGGAUGAUUGGGUCAUGCGAGCGUGGGUAUACAGCUUGCUCAACGGCUUUGGGGGGUGGGUGUUGUAUUCCAGGGUAUCAGUGUGUUGAAGGAGGCUGUGCGUAUGUUACUGUUAUUACUGUGACUCUCCAUUCAACAGCGGUACUCUCUACUGUGACCUACUCGACCAAACCGCAGGAUACUGCAUCCGCAUCUAGCUCGUGCUCGACAGCCUCCUCUCAUAGCAGCAUUCCUACGACUACGAACGACAGUCUGGCAGCACCGGGGCGUCCGACAGGUCUUUCGACGGCAACCAGCAUUACUCGCGGCGAUGAUGUCUGCCCGACUGGGUUCUAUGCCUGCUCCGCCGUCUACCACGGUGGCUGCUGCCGCACUGGACGAGACUGCGAUACGACCUCAUGCCCAACCACGUCUUCGACGACCUUCAUAUCAGGCGAUGUUACAAUUGUCGCACCCGUCGCAACGACAACAGAGCACCCUGGUGGAAACCAGUGUGCCAAGGGCUGGUUUCACUGUGCUGACACCGUCGGCGGAGGAUGUUGUCCCAUGGGAUUUGCCUGUGGCUCCAGCUGCACUGCAACUGACACUGCGUCUGCGGCAACGGUUGCCAAGGAACAACCAACCAGCGCAGAUGGUAUGGUGCACCCGGUGAACAAGAUCAUGUUGGGGAUGAUGUUUGGGAUUAAUGUGGGGAUCUGCCGGCCGGCUGCUGCACUCGGAGCUGAUCCCCGAAACUCGCCGACACCGUUCGCCGCCGGUGCGGUGGCUGGUGUCUCCGAGAUCCUGAUUAUGUACGCCCGCUCCAUCCGGUCCCAUGGUCGCAUCGUCACUUCUGUCGAAGACAUGCCUGCUAUAAUGUACCCUCUGGAUGUGCUCAAGACUCGAAUCCAACUUCAAACAGGAGCUCCUGUUCCCGGUGUUGACCACUACAAUGGCAUGUUCGACUGCUUCCGCAAGAUCGUUAAGAAUGAGGGUGCCUCGCGUCUGUACCGUGGUAUCUCUGCGCCCAUUCUGAUGGAGGCACCCAAGCGUGCGACCAAGUUCGCCGCUAAUGACAGCUGGGGCGCCUUCUACCGCAACCUGUUCGGCGUUGAUAAGCAGACCCAAGGACUGGCCGUUUUGACCGGAGCCACAGCCGGAGCAACUGAAUCUUUCGUGGUGGUUCCAUUCGAGCUGGUCAAGAUCCGUCUCCAAGACAAGGCCCAGGCUCACAAGUACAACGGCAUGCUCGAUGUCGUUAAGAAGAUUGUGGCCGCCGAAGGUCCCCUGGCAUUGUACAACGGUUUGGAGUCUACUAUGUGGCGCCACAUCCUGUGGAAUGCAGGCUACUUCGGCUGUAUCUUCCAGGUCCGCGCACAGCUGCCCGCUGUUGAGCCCGGCAACAAGAACCAGCAGACCCGCAACGACUUGAUCGCCGGUACCAUUGGUGGUAUCACCGGUACUAUCCUGAACACCCCCAUGGACGUCGUCAAGUCUCGCAUCCAGAACACCUCCAAGGUCGCCGGUCAGGCUCCCAAGUACAAUUGGGCUUGGCCUGCCCUUGGCACCGUUAUGAAGGAGGAGGGCUUCUCUGCCCUGUACAAGGGCUUCACCCCUAAGGUCCUCCGUCUUGGCCCUGGUGGUGGUAUUCUGCUUGUUGUCUUCACUGGUGUCAUGGACUUCUUCCGCAACAUGCGCGGCGAGUAA